AUCGGAGGCGCCUAUUGAAGCUCCUCACCUUUCACUGUUCUUUUUCAGCGGAGAAAGAUUGUGAUUUGUUCGGGAACCUAUUAGCUUCAAACCUACGGGAUCAUCAUAAUCCGGGCCUGCAGGAUUUUUGGUAGAGAGUAUUACAUAAGUUCAGAGUGAGAGAGAUGAUGACUCGGAGCAUUGAGAAGAUGGGUUCCAUUGACGCUCAACUGAGGUUGCUGGCGCCGCGAAAGGUGUCUGAUGAUGAUAAGCUAGUCGAGUAUGAUGCUUUGUUGAUGGACCGCUUCCUUGACAUUCUUCAGGAUUUGCAUGGUGAAGACAUCAGAGAAACGGUUCAAGAUUGCUAUGAGCUGUCAGCUGUGUAUGAAGGGAAUCAUGCCCCUGGGAAGUUAGAGGAGCUUGGGAAUAAGCUGACUGGUCUUGAUGCUGGUGACUCUAUCGUGGUGGCCAAAUCAUUUUCUCACAUGCUGAAUUUGGCCAACUUGGCUGAGGAAGUCCAGAUAGCCUACCGAAGAAGGAUAAAGUUAUUAAAGAAGGGUGAUUUUGCUGAUGAGAACUCCGCCAUAACUGAAUCUGACAUUGAAGAGACUUUCAAGAGGCUUGUGAAUCAAUUGAAGAAGACCCCGCAGGAAGUGUUUGAUGCCAUGAAGAACCAAACUGUAGAUUUGGUCCUGACUGCUCAUCCUACUCAGUCUGUCCGUAGAUCUUUGCUGCAAAAGCAUUCGAGGAUAAGGAAUUGCUUAACUCAAUUGUAUGCUAAAGAUAUAACACCUGAUGAUAAGCAGGAACUUGAUGAGGCCUUACAAAGGGAGAUUCAAGCUGCAUUUCGUACAGAUGAAAUUAGAAGGAGUCCUCCUACCCCUCAAGACGAGAUGAGGGCAGGAAUGAGCUACUUUCAUGAAACAAUCUGGAAAGGUGUACCUAAGUUUUUGCGCCGGGUUGACACUGCUCUGAAGAACAUUGGAAUAAAUGAACGUGUUCCCUACAAUGCACCUGUGAUUCAAUUCUCUUCUUGGAUGGGAGGGGAUCGUGAUGGAAACCCCAGAGUAACCCCAGAAGUUACAAGAGAUGUCUGCUUGUUGGCUAGAAUGAUGGCUGCUAAUUUGUACUUCUCUCAGAUAGAAGAUCUUAUGUUUGAGUUGUCAAUGUGGCGCUGCAAUGAUGAGCUCCGUGUUCGUGCUGAUCAACUCCAUAGUUCAUCAAAGAGGGAUGCAAAACAUUAUAUUGAGUUUUGGAAGCAGAUUCCUCCUAGCGAGCCAUAUCGUGUUAUUCUUGGUGAUGUGAGAGACAAACUGUAUAACACUCGCGAACAUUCUCGUCAAAUAUUAGCUAAUGGGGCCUCUGACAUCCCUGAGGAGGCUACCUUCACAAAUGUUGAGCAGUUCCUGGAGCCUCUCGAACUCUGCUAUAGGUCACUCUGUGCAUGUGGAGACCGAUCAAUAGCUGAUGGAAGUCUCCUUGAUUUCUUACGGCAAGUUUCAACUUUUGGACUGUCAUUUGUAAGGCUUGACAUUCGUCAAGAAUCAGACAGGCACACUGAUGUUAUGGAUGCAAUUACAAGGCACUUGGGUAUUGGUUCUUAUCGAGAAUGGUCUGAGGAACGCCGGCAGGAAUGGCUCUUGUCUGAGCUCAGUGGCAAGCGUCCUCUUUUUGGCCCUGAUCUUCCUAAAACUGAAGAAAUUUCUGAGGUGUUAGAAACCUUCUAUGUCAUUUCAGAACUCCCACCAGACAAUUUUGGUGCAUACAUCAUCUCAAUGGCAACAUCUCCAUCUGAUGUGCUUGCUGUAGAGCUUUUACAGCGUGAAUGUCAAGUGAAAAAGCCAUUAAGGGUUGUCCCACUGUUUGAAAAGCUUGCUGAUCUCGAGGCUGCUCCUGCUGCAGUAGCCCGUCUGUUCUCCAUAGAUUGGUACAGAAACCGCAUAAAUGGGAAGCAAGAAGUCAUGAUAGGAUACUCAGACUCAGGAAAGGAUGCUGGCCGCCUUUCUGCAGCUUGGGCACUAUACAAAGCUCAAGAAGAGCUCAUAAAGGUUGCAAAGGAGUUUGGCAUUAAGCUUACAAUGUUCCAUGGCAGAGGAGGAACUGUUGGAAGAGGAGGAGGCCCCACUCAUCUUGCAAUUCUAUCUCAGCCACCAGAGACCAUUCAUGGGUCACUUCGUGUUACGGUUCAGGGUGAAGUGAUUGAGCAGUCAUUUGGGGAAGAACACUUGUGCUUCAGAACACUCCAGCGUUUUACUGCUGCAACAUUAGAGCACGGAAUGCAUCCUCCUGUGUCUCCAAAACCAGAAUGGCGAGCUCUCAUGGAUGAGAUGGCAGUUAUUGCAACAAAGGAGUAUCGCUCUGUCGUUUUCCAAGAACCCCGUUUUGUUGAAUACUUCCGAAGUGCAACGCCUGAAUUGGAGUAUGGACGGAUGAACAUUGGCAGCCGUCCCUCAAAAAGAAAGCCAAGUGGAGGCAUUGAAUCACUUCGGGCUAUUCCCUGGAUCUUUGCUUGGACCCAAACAAGGUUUCACCUACCAGUAUGGCUUGGCUUUGGAUCAGCGUUUAAGCAUUUGAUUGAGAAGGAUCCCAAGAAUCUCCAAAUGCUUCGAGAUAUGUAUAAUCAAUGGCCUUUCUUUAGAGUAACCCUUGAUUUGAUUGAGAUGGUAUUUGCCAAAGGAGACCCUGGAAUUGCCGCUUUAUACGACAAACUCCUAGUUUCAGGAGAACUACGGCCGUUUGGAGAGCGCUUAAGGUCUGAAUAUGAAGAAACCAAAAGCCUUCUUCUCCAGAUUGCUGGGCACAGAGAUGUUCUUGAGGGAGACCCCUACUUGAAGCAAAGACUCCGACUUCGCGAUUCGUACACCACAACCCUCAAUGUCUUGCAAGCUUACACAUUGAAGCGAAUCCGUGAUCCAGACUACCAUGUGAAGUUGAGGCCACAUUUGUCAAAGGACUACAUGGAAUCAAGCAAACCCAGCAGCAGAACAGAACUUGUGAAACUUAACCCUACAAGUGACUAUGCUCCUGGCCUGGAGGACACUCUUAUUUUGACGAUGAAGGGUAUUGCUGCUGGCAUGCAAAACACUGGCUAAUCAUUUCCUGUCAUGUUUUUCCUUUGAUUUCUUGCUGUGGCUUCGGAUAUAUAUAUAUAUAUAUAUAUAUAUAUAUGUAUUUAAGUUCUUGUAGUCUAUGAUGCCUGUAACAUGAGGAUACUUUCUACCUUAACUUUCAUAAUAGCACAAAGUUGAAUGCCUUUA
Molecule: messenger RNA, 3236 nt
Organism: Neltuma alba
Lineage: Eukaryota; Viridiplantae; Streptophyta; Magnoliopsida; Fabales; Fabaceae
Product: phosphoenolpyruvate carboxylase 2
Exons: 11
Coding region: 165-3071 (968 amino acids)
Biological process (GO): carbon fixation; tricarboxylic acid cycle; leaf development
Cellular component (GO): apoplast; cytosol; chloroplast
Molecular function (GO): phosphoenolpyruvate carboxylase activity
Source: RefSeq, a predicted model, not a curated record